UGUAGCGCUCGCCUCGCGCCAGCAGAGCUGCUCAAGAGCGGAGCCUCACCUUGUACAUAGUAGCGCGCUCCGUACAACUGUGUAUCGCUGUACAUAGAAGACAGAGUAAAAACAAAAACAAGUUUUCCCCUCAAGAUCUGCAUAAGGAAUGACUUGUCAAUGCAGAUUUAAAAAAGCAUUUGUACUGUGGAAGGAGGUGGAAUUUAUUCGUGUGCUAAAGAUAAAUUAAAGUUAUCGCUGCGCUUCGGCACACACAAACCGGCAUCAUGGUUAGAAUGACGGACAGCAGCGCGGGCUCUCAGUCCAGCUGUGCCCAGGCCAGGCCUCUGCAGGUCGGCUUCUAUGAGAUCAUCAGGACCCUCGGCAAGGGAAACUUCGCUGUGGUCAAACUGGCCAGACACAAAGUCACGAAAACACAGGUUGCAAUUAAAAUAAUUGAUAAAACAAGACUAAACUCGACCAACUUGGAGAAAAUCUACAGGGAGGUUCAGAUUAUGAAGCUGCUCAAUCACCCUCACAUCAUAAAGCUCUAUCAGGUCAUGGAGACCAAAGACAUGCUGUACAUCGUGACAGAGUAUGCAAAAAAUGGAGAAAUGUUUGACUAUCUGACGUCCAACGGAAGGAUGAGUGAAAACGAGGCUCGUAAGAAGUUUUGGCAGAUUCUGACGGCGGUGGACUACUGCCACCGGCACCACAUAGUCCACAGAGACCUCAAAACUGAAAACCUGCUGCUAGAUGCCAACAUGAACAUCAAGCUGGGAGAUUUUGGAUUUGGAAACUUUUAUAAUGCCGGAGAGCCUCUUUCCACGUGGUGUGGAAGCCCACCAUACGCUGCCCCCGAGGUCUUUGAGGGAAAGGAGUAUGAGGGGCCACAGUUAGACAUAUGGAGUCUGGGUGUUGUUCUGUAUGUGUUGGUGUGCGGGUCCCUGCCCUUUGAUGGGGACAGUCUUCCAGCUCUGAGACAGAGAGUGACGGAGGGCCGCUUCAGAAUACCAUUCUUCAUGUCACAAGACUGUGAAAAUCUGAUUCGAAAGAUGCUGGUUGUCGACCCAGCCAAGCGGAUCAGCGUGGCUCAGAUCAAGCAGCACCGCUGGAUGCUUGCGGAUCCCAGUGCGCCCCACCAGACCCUUUCCCUGUCCCUCACUGACUACAACUCCAACCUGGGAGACUACAGUGAACCCGUCUUGGGUAUCAUGCAGACCCUCGGCAUUGACAGACAGAGGACUGUGGAGUCUCUCCAGAACAGUAGCUACAACCACUUCUCAGCAAUCUAUUACCUGCUGCUAGAAAGAGUUAAGGAGCACCGAAGCCAACAGCUGAGCCGCCAAUGCGGGGCCUGGAAUCAGAGGUCGAGGACGGCGUCCGAUUCCUCCACCCCAGAGGUGAUCAUGGAGUCGUCUGACAGCUUCAGAACCUCAGCCUUCCCUGUCGCCACCAAGGUGAACACUCCUGUACAUUCAGAGCUGGAAUGUGAACAAGGAGGCCUGUUUCAGCGUGUGGUGUGCCCGGUGGAGGCCAGCCUGAAUGGGCUCCUGUGGAACCGAUCCAUCUCCCCCAACAGUCUGCUAGAGACCACAAUAAGUGAGGAGGUGCGACCUCAUGACCUUGACGAGGAAGAGGGGAUGCUGCAGGUCCAGCUGCCCCAUUUGCCCAGCACCACCUCCCGAAGGCACACACUUGCAGAGGUCUCCGCUCGAUUCCACCAGUGCAAUCCACCUUGUAUUGUGGUUAGCCCCUCGGACGGUGCUUCUUCUGACAGCUGUCUGAAGUCCUCCUCGAACACCAACCCGGCUCUCUCCACGGCUGUAGGGGCUCUUUCAUCACUGCUUGCCUCCAAUAGUGGCUCGGAGGCAUCAGCCCCUGCUGGGAUGCCCCUCGCUCUUUCCUCCAACCUCCUCUUGCAGAACCAAGGCAGUAUGCUUGCAGCCAGCUUCCAAGAGGGGCGUAGGGCUUCAGACACCUCCCUAACACAGGGGCUGAAGGCAUUCAGACAGCAGCUGAGGAAGAACACUCGUGCGAAAGGCCUGCUGGGGUUGAACAAGAUCAAAGGUCUGGCACGACAGGUGUGCCCUCCGACCUCAUGCUCCAGAGGCAGCCGGGGGUCUCUCGGCCCAACUAUGUGCACUCCCUCAAGCCUCCAGAGCUCCAGCGGCCCCCGCGAGCAUCGCAGCAUGCUGGAGGAAGUUCUGCACCAGCAAAGAAUGCUGCAGAUCCAGCACCAGCCUCAGCCCCAAGUCCAGUCUCAGCAGCCAGUGCUCUUCCUCUCGCAAUUCCACCCCUCAUCUCCUCCCUCCAACAAACUCUUCGCCCCCGCCACUCUCUUUUCCAACCCCCCGACUCAACCUAUUCUCCCUCCAUGCCAGCAGACCCCCAUCACCUUCCAGCACAACCUGUGGCAGCAGCAGCAGUCUCUUGACUCCUCUUCCUCGUCCUUGUCUCCCGUGUCAUCUGCUGCCCAUCUUCUGGAGGCUCGUCUACACAUCAGCCAGCGGCCACAUCUCCACCCUCAGUCCCCACAGCACCUGCAGAUCCAGUCCACCAUCCCAUCCCAGGGACUUUUCUCCUUCUUGCCCCAUCAGGGCAGUUGGAGCCUGAGCACCAGCAUCGAGCCUGAACCUGAUGUCCAGGAGCUGGUCUGUGUUGGUCAAAAGCAGCAACUCAGCAGCUGUGUCAUGGUCAAGUAAAGAAGGCUUUGAACACUUUGAAGAAGGUCUUAGAGUGAUGCUGACUGCUUCCACCACUCUUACUCCAGAGUGCGCCAAUGGUGUUGAGCAUCAGAACUUGAAAGUAUCUCAUUAUGAUGAUGCUCUCAAUAGUUUUCUAAUGCAAAGGAGAGACUCUCUCUGGACACACAAUUCCAUGAUUGUGUCUACAUGUGUUGGAAUGACCAGAGAAAAUAAGAAGAAGCAAUAACCAACCUCUUCAUUGAGCCCAUGACUCUUGCCAGGUGCUCCUGUACACACAGCAAUAAAGGACGGGUCGCUGAACAAGGAACUGAAUAGUGUGAGUUUUCAUCCAUUUGUUAGUGGGUCCACACUAUACGUAAAACUGGCCUCCACAAUCGCGAAUGAUUAUGUCAGAGACGCUUGUUUAUCCUUGAUACAAGUAUGAAAAUAAGACGUGAUGUCUUCCUUAUAGAUCUUUCCAAUGAUUUCCUUUCAGAUCCUUACAUCUGUUUUACAUCUCCAGAGAAGACCAAAGUUGAUUGCUUUUUUGCCUCGUUGAUUUCUUUCCUAGACGUUCUUGAAACAAAAUGCAGUAUCUGACUUAUCCAUACUUCCAAAACUAAGAAAUAAAUACUGUCAUUUCACCUGUGAUGUGAAAAUAUGCGCAAACUAGCCACACUAUGCCUCCAAUGAUGUGGGUGCAAUGAAGAGGCGCCUUAGCAUAAGGGGAACGUCAAGACAAAUGAGAGUAAGCUAGAUAUAAGCACAAGAGGUACUGCAUAGUGUUUAUUAGACCAGGUCUUUGGGUUUUUGCUGUCUGUGACAAUGACUUUGAUGCUGCUUCAUGUUUAGUCACAUGCAUACAAAGACACUAGACAAUUAUGAUCAUACAAAUGUGCACCUACCAAUGACUUAAUGAAAUUAGGAGACAUUGUCCGGCCAAGCCGUUCAGUUUUGGUCCAUCAAGACUCCUCUUCCAUCAGUUCACUACCUCCUCAAUAACUGAUCUUUCACCUCAAAAGGCUGUAUCUCAACACACACUGUAUGAGAAGUUUGGCCCAUUACAAUGUCUUGAACCCAUGACCCUCGUUAAUGGUGUAAAUUAGCUUUUUUCCUUCUUUUUUUUUAAACAGUGAACAAAGAAUAUGAGUAUAGUGCAAUAUUUCACAUUGAAAUGUAAAACCAGGAGAGGAAGCUGUUGUAGGAAAGCAAAAGGUACUUCAUGCCUGAUAAUGCUAUUUUAUUCUUUCUUUUAUAGAGCAUGCUUUUUUCUGUUUGUAAUGAUUGUAUGUACGAGAUUAUUUUAAUAAUGUAUUCUGCAUGAGCAUAGGAAAUAAGAGUCUGGCCAUUUUGUACAGCUUGUUGACACAGGUUGCCUUUGCAUCCAGGCUGGCUUUGUAGAACGGCAGAACUAGAAAAAUUACAGGAAAAGCCAAAGAGAGAGCGCAGGGAAGAUCAAGAGAAACAUACACUUUUCUACAGAUGUCACGUGGUGAAAAGCUCUCCUUUUAUUAAAGUGUAGCACAUUUAAAUCUCCCAAAAGCAGUCGUACUGCUCAGAUGUAAAAAGUAGCUGCCUCCUCUAGCUAACACAUAUUUGAUAAGCAAUCAUUUUAGGUUCUCGCUUUCUCAGAAAUGCCAUGCAUUUACAUACUCGUAUACUUUUUUUAUAUUAAAAUGCACACACAGAUGCAGACACACAUAGCUGAAGAUGUCUUGUAGCAAUAGAGUUUAAUUUUAUAAUGUUUUUUUUAGCUUACAAUCUAGGUGCUAGAAGUAGAUUUCAGAGGUGUUUCUGGGUUUGUGUGCAAUUUAGAUGAUAUAAUCGUAUGUUACCAUUGUUGAAGCUCCAUUUGCUUGAAGUUUUUAUAGCUGUAAAUGAUCCUGUUGCAUGUCUGUCUUUUGUGAAUUUGACAUAUUUGUGCAAUGGUUUUUAGUAGAUUAGAAAAAAAUCUGUACUGUGUUUCCAGAUUGGGUCAUAAAACGACAGUGUUUGAAAUCAGUGCAGGUAAAGAUGUGUUGAAGGUAAAGCUGUUGAAGGUGAUGUAAGAAACAGUGUUAACUCCCCUUUCCUUUUACACCCACCACCAAACUUGUGCCUUGUCUGAACAAAUCCAGUGGUGGUGAUUUUUUUUUAAAUUUUUUUAAGUUUUAGGAUGUCAGAAAGCUGCAGAGUUGUGUAUCUUGUGCUUUUUGUUAGUUCAAACACCCCAUUUUAUACUUUAAUUUCAUUUGCUGUUUGACAAUUAUGCACUUUAUGAUGACAGUUGCUUUUGAAAAUAGUGUUUAUUUCCACUGCAGGUAUAGACAAGUCUGUAGUUACUUUUGAAACACUAUGUUUUGAUGCUGAACUGUUCUGUUUUGAUUUUUUUUUGUUAUAUUUCCCUGAUGUGCUUGCUUGCUGUAUGUGUGAUUGUACAUGGCUGUGUGAAAGUAUAUGAGAGAUGAAGUUUUAUUUA
This is a messenger RNA of Sinocyclocheilus grahami, 5124 nucleotides long. RefSeq names its product serine/threonine-protein kinase SIK2-like. Gene Ontology annotation, biological process: microtubule cytoskeleton organization; protein phosphorylation; intracellular signal transduction. Bases 267 to 2684 code for a protein of 805 amino acids. The record is from RefSeq and is a predicted model, not a curated record. Gene Ontology annotation, cellular component: cytoplasm. NCBI's taxonomy places the organism in Eukaryota, Metazoa, Chordata, Actinopteri, Cypriniformes, Cyprinidae. The transcript is spliced from 14 exons. Gene Ontology annotation, molecular function: tau-protein kinase activity; ATP binding.